Molecule: messenger RNA, 1802 nt
Organism: Pygocentrus nattereri (red-bellied piranha)
Lineage: Eukaryota; Metazoa; Chordata; Actinopteri; Characiformes; Serrasalmidae
Gene: gpatch3
Product: G patch domain containing 3
Exons: 7
Coding region: 1-1572 (523 amino acids)
Biological process (GO): negative regulation of type I interferon production; negative regulation of RIG-I signaling pathway; positive regulation of DNA-templated transcription
Molecular function (GO): nucleic acid binding
Source: RefSeq, a predicted model, not a curated record
AUGGCGGACUCAGAAGAAGGAGGUGUGUAUUUCGUCGUGAAUAAUAUUCCCCCCAGUUUUAGAUCCGCUGAUCUGAGGAACUAUUUCAGUCAGUUUAUCGAGAGCGGAGGGUUUUUGUGUUUUCAUUAUCGACACAGACCGGAGGUCCGAAUCAACCCGGCGGAGUUCGAAGAACCUAAACAGCGGGACGGAACCCAGAAACAGACCCAGAGCAGAGAGUCAGACCGUUCAGCCCGGCCCGCCUCGGAGGACGAGCCGAGCACGGAGAGUAAAGCCCGUCAGGGCGACAGGAAGGCUGGGAGCUGCUGCUGCGUUGUGCUGGUGAGGAGCUCAGACGCGGAGCGCUUUGUGAAGAUGUACUCAGGAAACCAGUGGAUCGACUCUAAGGGGAACUGGCUGAUGAAGCGCUGCGCUCUACGCAGAAUUAAAGUGUCUGAGCACUCAGAUCCUGACGUAUUUCCCUAUAGAACGAAGGUUGAACUGAGGCGUCAUGGGACGCAUUCGGACCGUUUCACUAAAGCGGACCUGAAGGCUCUUCCUGAGCUGAAUCCUCCCGCACUGAUGCCCGUGGGAAACGUGGGGACACCCGUGUGUGUUUUCCUGCAGCUCAUCCAGUCCUGCCGUCUGCCCCCCCGACUCAUCCGCAAACUGGGCCUCACCUUCCCCAAAACAGGCUCCCACCGUCGCUACGGCAACGUGCCCUAUCAAUACCACAACAGCAGCCUGGUGGCUGGGAGUGAGGAGAGUGUGUUUACUGCAGGAGGGGCGGAGAUCAGCGGGCCUGGGAGUGUCCCACCGCUGAGAACCACAACUACACCCAAAACGCAGCUGUCCAACGAACAUCCAGUCAGAGAGCAGACGGCAGAGGAUGAGAGUGAGGACGACCAAUCAGGACCCGACGAUGACGAUGACCGCUGUGAAGAAUGGGAGCGGCACGAGGCUCUUCACGAGGACGUCACGAGUCAGGAGCGCACUAAAGAGCGGCUGUAUGAGGAGGAGAUCGAGCUGAAGUGGGAGAAGGGAGGAUCAGGGCUGGUCUUCUACACAGACGCUCAGUACUGGCAGGAGGAGGAGGAGGGAGAUUUUGAUGAACAGACAGCAGACGACUGGGACGUAGACAUGAGCGUCUACUAUGACAAAGACGGAGGUGACAUGGACUCCAGAGAUUACGUACGCAUGCGGUACGAAAAGAGACUGAGGGAAGGUCUGGAGGAGACGUCCAGCCAAAAAAUCGGAACCUUUGAGAAGUUUACUAAAGGUGUGGGCCGGCGUGUGAUGGAGAAGCAAGGCUGGAGGGAUGGAGAUGGACUUGGACACGCUCGAUCUGGGAUGCCUGAGGCUUUAGAGAAUGAGGGACAGAACCCCAACUGUAAGAGAGGGUUUGGGUAUCACGGAGAGAAGCUCAGCUCAUUCCUGCCACUUAAAAGGCCGCGGCCAGAUUUUCACAUAUCCACUAUUUAUGACCAGCCUAAAGACAUUGACCAAGGGGACAGUCUGCUCAGACGCCAGCCGAGCACCAGCAUGAAGCACACAGACUGGAGGCCAGGGAGAAGCACCGAGCCUAGCAGCUGACCAUGCAGUCACUGAUGAUUAUUCAUUGCUUCACUAAUUUUGUAGUGAAAGCAUGACCGACGUCUAAUAAACUGAGCUCAGAAAGACGUCAUAUUUUUACAGGACGUCCUGUGUGUAAACUCUAAAAACAACCCUUUGUUUUAAAGGGUUUUAAAUUGUUGCUUAUUGUUUGUAAAUGUUUUUCAAAACCAUUUCCUUCACUGCAUUUUAUUAAAGCUUGUAAACAGAAA